Molecule: messenger RNA, 966 nt
Organism: Amphimedon queenslandica
Lineage: Eukaryota; Metazoa; Porifera; Demospongiae; Haplosclerida; Niphatidae
Product: calcium and integrin-binding protein 1-like
Exons: 2
Coding region: 54-818 (254 amino acids)
Molecular function (GO): magnesium ion binding; calcium ion binding
Source: RefSeq, a predicted model, not a curated record
CAACCUUGCAUGCUUUCAAUCACUCGAAGCGAAGAGAAGAAAGAGGGAAGACAAUGGGAGGAAAGCAAGUCAAGUUUCAAGAGAAGCAUCUGCGAGACUUUGAAGAGCUGACUCCUUUUAACAGAGCUGAGAUAUCUCAUGCCUUCUCCCGUUUCACAGAACUUUACAACAAGUACUACGGGCAGUCCGCCGCCCAGCCAACGGAGGACAGUCCUCACCACAUAAGAGACAACCAAGGCUUUGCUAACCCUUUAGCUGCCCUACAAGUGACACACAUCAUGGAUGAGCUACCAGAGCUUAGUAGCAACCCCUUCAAGUAUCGUAUUUGCAAAGCUUUUUGCGUUUCCAACAGCAACCUCAUGAAUUUUACCGAAUUUCUAGACAUGGUGUCAUCUUUUAGUCCAAAGGCUGACCUUGACAAGAAAAUCCAUCACGCUUUCCAAAUAUUUGAUAUGAACGGUGACGGAGUGCUUAGUCGAUCUGACCUCUACGACAUGAUGGACAUGAUGACUGGAGUUGACCUGGAGCCUUUAACUAAUCCGCAAGAGAAGGCGCAGUGGAUCAAAGUGAGACAAUGGAUAGUGGACGGCAUCUUUUAUGAGUGCAAUAAAAUUGAGGAGGUGCGAAUGGUCGAUGAGGAUGAGAUGGAGUCACAAGAGCCCAGUGGUAUCAGGAUUGAUCUCAAUCCAGGACCUGGUGAAGAAGAGGAAGACGGGGAGAAUUCUCAAGAACUACAGGAGUCACUCACAAUUGAAGACUUCCGUUACUGCAUGCAUCGUUCGCCUGACUUUAAAGACAUUUUUAGUUUUAAAAUCUAAGCUACAUAUAUAUAUUUAUUGCAUGUACUUGUACCUGUUAUUGUCAUAUUACUAUUAUACAUUAGUCUUGUUGUUAUAUUUUUAUCCUUCUGGUCCAAUUAAUGGCAUUUUUAUUUCAUUUUCAUGAUUUCAUCAAUGUUUAUUGUAA